This is a messenger RNA of Pogoniulus pusillus (Red-fronted tinkerbird), 5952 nucleotides long. RefSeq names its product macrophage mannose receptor 1-like. The record is from RefSeq and is a predicted model, not a curated record. Gene Ontology annotation, biological process: receptor-mediated endocytosis. Gene Ontology annotation, molecular function: signaling receptor activity. The coding region runs from base 15 to 4352 and encodes 1445 amino acids. Gene Ontology annotation, cellular component: plasma membrane. The transcript is spliced from 30 exons. Lineage: Eukaryota; Metazoa; Chordata; Aves; Piciformes; Lybiidae.
UGAAGUAUUUGGCCAUGGCUGUCUACCUGCUUCUGGUUUUUCUCCUUUCCUUUAGCAGCUCCCUCCAAAGGCCUGGGAGUGGGAUAUUUUCACUCUACAACGAGGACAGCAAGCUUUGUGCUCAGGCUCAGAACUCCACCUCGGUCAUCACCACCGCUUGUGACGAGCAGAAUGAGUUUCAGAAGUUCAGAUGGGUCUCUGCCGUGCAGCUGCUGAGCGUGGCCCUCAAGCUGUGCCUGGGGGUGCUCAGCAAGGAGGAGGAGGCCCCCAUCACCUUGGAAUUCUGUAACAGAACCAACAGGCUGCAGUGGUGGGAGUGCAGGAACGAGAUGCUGGCGACCCACGGCAAGGAUUUGUUUUUCAACUAUGGCAAAGGAAAGGGGAAGAAAAUCAGACUGGCCAAAGGAGCAGGCAGAGGGAGCAGGUGGAGGAUCCAGGGCACUGCAGAGAGCCUCUGCACGCAGCACUACGAGGAUAUCUACACGCUGGGGGGAAAUGCCUUCGGUGCACCUUGUGUGUUCCCUUUCAAGUUCUACGGCAAAUGGUAUGCGGAGUGCAUCCCUCGGGCUGGUGAUGCAGGCUCCCUCUGGUGUGCAGCCUCCCCAGAUUUUGACAAAGACCAGGUCUAUGGAAGUUGCCCCCUGAAAGACGUGAUCCACCCCAAGCUCUGGAAGACAAACCCUGUGACACAAAGCCACUACCAGAUCAACGCGGGGGCGCUGCUGACCUGGCACCAAGCAAGGAGGAGCUGCCAGCAGCAGAACGCAGAGCUGCUGAGUGUCACAGACCCUCGGGAGGAGAUGUAUUUGCUAGGGCUCACCAGUGACCUAGGUGUCAAUGCCAACCUCUGGACUGGCCUGUUCAAUGCACUCGACAGUGGCUGGCGCUGGGCUGGGGGCAGCCCCUUCAGGUACCUGAACUGGGCUCCAGGAAGCCCCUCAGAGGAGUCUGCAAAGGUCUGUGGGACCUUCCAAGGCAGGAAUGGCAAAUGGGAGAACCAGGUCUGUAACCGGAGACUGGGAUACAUCUGCCAAAAGAGAAACUCCUCCUUGGAUCCCUCCACCAUUGCCUCAGGUGACUUAAAGCCUGUUAAGUGCCCCAGGGGAUGGGUGGCCUAUGCAGGUCAUUGCUAUAGACUUUACAGAACACCCAAGAUAUGGAAAGAAGCACAAUCUGCCUGCAGGAGGGAAGCUGGAGAGCUGGCCAGUAUCCACAGCGUGGAGGAGCAGAGCUUCACAGUGUCCCAGCUGGGCUACAAGCCUGAUGAUAAGCUGUGGAUUGGUCUCAAUGACUUCAGGGUUCCCAUGUAUUUUGAAUGGAGUGAUGGGACACCUGUCACUUACACCAAGUGGCAUCACAGAGAGCCAGCCCACACUCAGGACAAGGCAGACUGCAUCCUCAUGAAGGGAGAGGAUGGCUCCUGGGCUGACAGCCCUUGUGACCUGAAACUGGGCUACCUCUGUAAAAGGAAACCUUUGGCAGAAGAAUCAGGGGCAGGUGAAGUUACUUACCCAGGCUGCCAGAAAGGCUGGAUGAAGCAUGGCUUUUACUGCUACUCCGUGGGGCAGCUGCCAGCAACCUUCUCAGAAGCAAAAAAAAUCUGUGAAGAAAACAAAGGCUACCUGGCUACUGUGACAGACAGAUAUGAACAAGCUUUUUUGACUUCUGUGAUUGGAUUCAACCCAGCAAAGUAUUUCUGGAUUGGUCUCUCAGACGUAGAGGAGCAGGGGACGUUCAGGUGGGCCAGUGGGGAUGCAGUCACCUUCACUCACUGGAACAUAGGGAUGCCAGGGAGGGAGCCUGGCUGCGUGGCCAUGGUCACAGGAACCUCAGCUGGCCUUUGGGAUAUCUUGGAGUGUGAAGAAACAAACAUGUUCAUCUGCAAGCAGCUGGUGGAGGGAGUGACACCCCCACCUCCUCCAACACUGCCUCCUCUCCCUUCGUGCCCACAGGGAUGGCAAUCCACACCCACCAGCAGCUACUGCUUCAAGAUCUUUCGGGGAGAGAGGGAGAAAAUGCAGACAUGGUUUGGUGCAAGAGAUUUUUGCAGGGCCAUUGGAGGAGACCUGGCAUGCAUCCACAGUGAAGAAGAGCAAAACCUCAUAGCUAACUUAGACAGAGAUUUUCACCACGUCUCUUACUGGAUGGGUUUGAGUGCCUUGGACUCCAGCGGUGGAUUCGUGUGGAGUGAUGGCUCACCAGUGAACUUUGAGAAGUGGUCGAGUGGAGAGCCCAACAACUACGAUGGGAAUGAGAAAUGUGGGGUGUUCUAUGGCUAUGACAACAUGAAAUGGAAUGAUCUGUUCUGUGAGCACAUGGAGGACUAUGUCUGCCAGAUCAAAAAAGGAGCGCCGCUGAAACCGGAGCCCAAUUCCACCUUCAGUGAGGACUAUGUUGUUAGUGAGGAUGACUGGAUCAUACACAACCACAAGGAAUACUACUUCAGCAAGGAAUCGAUGCCCAUGGAAAAAGCCAGGGACUUCUGCAGGAAGCAUGGUGGUGACCUUGCUGUCAUCCAGAGUGAAAGUGAAAGGACCUUCCUUUGGAAAUAUAUUUUCUACAAAGACUGGGGAAACAACUUUUAUAUUGGCUUAAGUGUGAGCCUCGACAAGACAUUCCGGUGGAUGGAUGGAACUCCAGUGAACUAUGUGGCUUGGGCUCCAAAUGAACCCAACUUUGCAAAUAAUGAUGAGAACUGUGUGGUGAUGUACACCCAGACAGGCAGAUGGAAUGACCUCAACUGUGGCAGCGUUGAGUUAUUCAUCUGUGAAAGGCUCAACUAUACUGUCCGGCCAACUGUUGCUCCCACUUCACCACCACCACCGGGGGGGUGCCCAGAAGACUGGCUCCUCUUUGAUAACAAGUGCUUCAAGGGCUUUGGGCUGGGUGAGAACGACACGCUGACGUGGCACGCCGCCAGGAACUCCUGCAUUGCCCUGGGAGGAAACCUGGCUACCAUCUCCACAAAGGAAACACAAGCCUCCCUGAUGGCUCUGCUCAAAAACACUGCCACGGACGCCUGGGUGGGGCUGAACGACAUCAACCAUGAGCACACCUACCUGUGGACAGACGGCAGCCCUGUGUACUACACCAACUGGGCCAAGGACUCCCGCAGCUACUACAGCAAGGAUGACUGUGUGUAUCUGAUGAAGAACCCUGUUGAACAGGCAGGAAAGUGGAAAGAUGAAGAGUGCAAAACAAGCAAGAGCUACAUAUGCCAGAAAAACUCAGACCCCAAGCUGCCAAACUCCCAAGCCGUGGUGCCGCUGUUUGGCUUCAACAGUUACGGUGCUGAUCGCUACGCAGUCAUCAAUUACAAAAUGAGCUGGGGGGAGGCAGAGAGGAACUGCAGAGACCAAUUUGCAGAGCUGGCCAGCAUUCUGGAUCCUUACGCCGAGUCUUACCUCUGGCUGCAAACGCUCAAGCAUGGAGAGCCUGUGUGGAUUGGUCUGAACAGCAACACGACUCAUGGUCAUUAUGCGUGGUCAGACAGAAGGAGGAGCAGGUAUUACAACUGGGCCAGUGGAGAGCCAAACAAGAACAGAGCCUGUGUCUACCUGGAUUUGGAUGGGUUUUGGAAAACAGCCCCUUGCAAUGAGACAUUUCUAUCUCUCUGUAAGCAGUCUGAUGAGCUAAUCCCUACCGACCCACCACAGCUGCUUGGCAAGUGUCCUGAGCCGAAGCGCGGCAGAUCCUGGGUUCCCUUCCGUGGGCACUGCUACUACGUACACACCACCUCAGAGGAAAGCUGGCCUGAUGCCUCCAUGGCCUGCAUUCAGAUGGGUGCUUCUCUGGUCUCCAUAGAAGAUUCUGCUGAAAUGAACUUUCUCCUCAUACAUUUGUCUCCACUUGCAAAUGACUUCAGAAAAUUCUGGAUAGGACUGUUCCAAAACAUUGAUGGAGAAUGGAUAUGGACAGACAGAAGUCAGCUGGAAUUUGUCAACUGGGAGAAAGGAGAGCCCACAAUAAUCUUUGAUGAGCAUUGUGUUGACAUGGAUGUCUCAAGUGGAACCUGGAGGAAUUAUUACUGCUCUGUUGACCAGAAUUUUAUUUGCAAAAUCCCCAAGAUAAUCGAAGAGGAGCCAACCCACGAGUCCCAUGUCAAUAAAGCAUCAAAGCAGGAAGCUGCUGCCUCCUCUGCGAACAGCCUGGGUGGGAUGGUUGUGAUCCUGCUCUUCCUGCUGCUGACAGGCACUGGCCUGACCUUCUAUUUCUUCUAUAGAAGGAGGCGUGACCGGCAGAUGCUGGGUGGCUUUGACAAUGCCAUCUACCGCGGUGGGGCCGACCUGGGCACUCAGGAAUCCAAUUGUCUGGUGACCAACAUCGAGGAGAACGAGCAGGCAACAGUUUAGUAGGCAGGGUAAGCCUGAGCCUGGCUACAGAAAGAGUUAGAGCAGUGGAAUGCAAGAACUCUUCUGCCACAGCAGUUUUCUCCUCUGGACACUGAGGUUGGCUUUGCACAGGAUGCUUCUUGCUUUCUGUACUAGCAGCAACAAACAAUCUUGCAAGGCAGAGCCAGAGCUCUGCUCACAGACUGGGAGGAGAGCUGGAGCUACACUGUGCAAGGGAACAGCCAGGGAGUUCCAGCCUCUGUAUAGUCCAGCAUCACUGGACCAUUUUAGGCACAAGAGGAACCAUGCUCACUGCAGGCAGCUAUGGGAAUGUGCUACUUGGCAUGCUCCAAAAAGCAUAGCCAGAUCUGUACAUAUCCUGAAGCUUCUGCCUUGAUCUCCAGCACAGACUGGCAGAAUUGCACAGCUUGGGUGGCACCUCCAAGCUCCCCUGGCACAGGCCUCUUGUUGAAGCAGGACCAGCUCCCUGGCACAGCUGGGCAGCCUGUUUCACUGCUGUGGGUCCACAUCUUCCUGUUCCUACUGAGGUGCCCACAGAAACUCUUCCAGCUGCUUGUAGUUCUGAAUUAACACAUUUUCCUCCUCUGAUGAAAAGGGAAGUGUAAACUGAUCAUCCUCUGUGUCAUUCUCUCAUGCAAGCACUGAGGGCUGAGCUGCAGGACGAGUGUGGAAUGGAUUGUGACCAGAAAUGCUUUUUUGCUUCAGUAAUGCAGUAGGAAUCUCAAAGGGGCUAAACCUAAUCCAGAUUUGAACAGAGUACACACAACUGUUACUGAAGUCCCCAGCACUGCUGAAGAGUUCAGAGAAUCACAGAAUGACCCAGAUUGGAAGGGGUGUCCAUAGCUCAUCCAGCCCAACCCUCUGCACUCAGCAGGGACAUCCUCCACUAGAGCAGCUUGCCCACAGCCCUGGCCAGCCUCACCUGCAAUAGCUCCAGCCAUGGGGCCUCAGCCACCUCCCUGGGCAACCUGUUGCAGGGUUCCAGCAGCCUCCUGCUGCAGAACUUGUUCCUCACAUCCAAUCUCCAUCUGCUCUGCUCUGCUUUGCAGCCAUUGCCCUCAUCCUGUCCCUGCAGCCCUUUGCAAACAGUCUCUCUGUAGCCUGCCUGUAGCCCUUUCAGCUACUGGCAGGUGAUGAUUUCCUACCUUCUUUUUUUCCCCCAAGGCUUGAUGAGACUUCCCCUUAGGAAGCCUUCACUGAUUUCUAUCCAAAUCCUCCCUGUCCAAGUCUGGUUUAAUUCUUUGAUUAACAUCCCAGCCUUUCAUCCUCACAGACCUGAGAGCAUUGGAUGUCAGACUGGUCUACUGGGAUAUUCUCUAGGUCCACAACACCUAAAAAAUAUAAGGUGGGCUCACAGAGAGGUGGGUUUGGGUUUUUUUUUGCUUUUCCAGUACAUUUUAUGCCAAACACAAUCAAUUAAGAGACUCAGAGCUCUCAGUCCAGAAAAGUUCCCUUAUUUAAUUUGAUAUUUCUGAUCCUGGACAGAUUUUAAUGGUGUUUAAGUUAAAAUAUUUUGCUCAUGUAUGAAAGAUGUGUAAAUAACUUUUAUUCUCUGUUGGUUCACUCAAAUGGGCAUUAAAAGUAAUGGUUCUAAGGAAAA